AUGGCAAAAUCCAUUGCAACUAAUGACACUAUCGAUUCUUCAGCGUUAGAAACUCCGUUCACUCGAAGAGUAAAGUUCAGCUUUUUGGUCAGUUGUCAAGUUCCUUCUGCUCUCUGUAGUUUGACUAUAUUUUAUUACUUUAUUCGUUUGUCGGAAUUACGCGCCAAAAAACAUAAUCAUGCUAUAAUAUGUUUACUGUUUUGUAAUUUCUUGAUUGUUACCGUUGAAUUACCGAUUACACUCGUUUAUCUUUAUUUUGGUCAACUUACUCCAGCUGUUUACUCGCUUUGCAUCUACUGGGUAUUUGUCAACUUUUUUCUUUACACGACCAGUUUCUGGAUGAUGGCAGUAACAUCCAUCCAACGAUAUUUAUUCAUUUUCCAUCGAAAUCUCGUAAACUCCCAUUUUAAACAUUAUACUCCGCUCGCUCUACCGACCAUUUCUUAUGGUAUCUGGUACACGGUAUUCAUUUUUUUCUAUCCAUGUCAACAAGAUUUUGAUUAUACUCAGUUGUGGUGCAUGGGUGCAUGUUACGCUUAUGAAGAUGUAAUUGGAACAGUCGAUUGGAUAUUGAGCUCGGUUAUACCUAUUCUAACUACUAUCGUUAUCAACGUUCUUCUCAUCAUACGAGUCGUUUAUCAAAAAUAUAAGAUUCAACAUAUUCAUACAUGGCGCAUUACUCGUAAACUCGUCAGUCAAUUACUCUCCAUUUCUCUUCUUUUUCUCAGCAUCUAUUUACCCAUAACACUUUUCGCAUUGAUUCGUCUCUGGAUUGACCCAUCCUUUCUGGUCACUGAGAAUGCACUUUACUUUUUGUACGUCGGAUACCUCGUACCAUUAUUGAUGCCAUUCAUUUGUUUAAUCAGCUUACCAGAAAUCGUGAAGAAGAUCAAGACUGCAUGUUUCUGUAACAAUGCAAUAAAUCCACAACAACAACAACAACAAAUUCCAAUGUCGAUAGUCAGACGGCAUCAUAUAUAG
Molecule: messenger RNA, 981 nt
Organism: Adineta ricciae
Lineage: Eukaryota; Metazoa; Rotifera; Eurotatoria; Adinetida; Adinetidae
Source: the annotation of a GenBank genome assembly